CUUAGUUUUUCGUACGAAAACAUUCGUUGCCAAAAAACGUCGUGACGCACGCGAAUUUUACGAAGUGGGACGAAUAAGCUUGCGAAAAAACAGCAUUUUCCGUAACAAAAAUAAGAGAAACGUGUUGCAAAAACAAAUCUCAGUUCGUAAAGGUUUACGCAUCAGUUCGUACAUUUCUGCGGUGGCCAUCAAAGUGUUGUGUAUGACAAGGUGAACAAAAUGGGAAUGAUCACAAGGGUAAGGGGAAGAUUGAGAAGUUUCCACACGAUUACGAAGGGUGACAAAAAAUUACAGGAUGAGAAGAUUUCGCAAACAGUUUGUCUUCUGUCGGUUGUGCUACUUCUUCCGUAUUGCUACAGAGGACAGAUGCCACUAAUCUUCCAACUGGGUGGAGUAUGGUUAAUUACGUACACUUGCAUAGUUGUGCCCAUAUUAGUAUCCGCAAACUAUAUGUAUCCUAUCAAAUGGAUCAAAUAUAUCAAAAACAAUAUACCAGGUUUAAUGACAAAAAUGUCAGGACCAAUUACCACAGUGAUUUUACAGUUGUACUCCCCUAUCGACAGAUGUGAGCGAGUUUUCAUGAAAAUGCUAAACUUAUCGAACAUGGCUACUCAGUUGGUGUUCUUCAUGAUGUGCGAUCGAGUACUACUGUGCAGCAUUGGAGGGUACGACUGUCCCAAAAAGCGCGUUACUGGUCUAUAUUCGCUUAUGUUCUAUAAUGUGAUAGCUUAUUGCGUGUCUUACAUCAAAGAGCUGAUUGAUAAGGAAGAUUGGUCCCCGUACGUCCAUAUGACACAGCACAGCAAUUUGAAGCACGUCGCCAUGUCGGCAACAAAAAUUGUUUUAGAAUGGACGAAAGCAAUUACGUUUAUCAUAACUGUAACGUUCAUGCUGCUCGUUUUUGGUCUGGAACAGGGUCUGGAGUAUUAUCAACCGAAUACGUUUUACACCAUCGUUACAUGGAGUUACUACAUGUGCACUGAGAAGGUGUUCGUGCAGUUCUUCCCGACGAUGCUGUUGUACCUAAGACUGCACUUUCUGGAAGCUUUGGAAACCUUUUACGCACCAGUGCUACUGCGCUACUACACAAUCACGUUAGCUUCAUUUCUAAGCAUGGUCUUGCUAUUAUACGGACAAUUUAAGUUUACUUUUAUCGCAUCGUAUUUGACAGUAUACCUUAACAUUAAAGACAUGAUAAUUAACUGCUUGAAGCAAUUGAAAGAGGAACAAGCGGUCCUGGGGAAAUUCCGAAACGCGUCUUUCGAGGAAAUCGAAAAUUGCGACGACGUUUGUGCCGUCUGCCUUUGUGCGAUGAAGAGGGCGAGGGUUACUCCGUGUCAGCAUUUGUUUCACGCGGAUUGCCUUCGGCAAUGCCUGAACUCGUCGUACAAUUGCCCGAUUUGCAAACGUGAGUACAUAUUCACCUGAUGAAGGGUAUUUGGAAACUGUGAAAAUGAGGAAGAGGCUGAUAUUCUAUUCUCCUAGGGUAGAUGUAAAACGUAUUUAUUGUGCAUCUUUUGUACUAUUCUCCUAGUUUAUAAGUUUUUGUAUUUGUAUUAUAUAAUAAAUUUUUACACGCUUUCAAAAAA
This is a messenger RNA of Photinus pyralis (common eastern firefly), 1589 nucleotides long. Its product is annotated as ERAD-associated E3 ubiquitin-protein ligase HRD1B-like. Gene Ontology annotation, cellular component: cytosol; ubiquitin ligase complex. Gene Ontology annotation, molecular function: ubiquitin protein ligase activity. The transcript has 4 exons. The coding region runs from base 220 to 1428 and encodes 402 amino acids. Gene Ontology annotation, biological process: ubiquitin-dependent protein catabolic process; protein ubiquitination. NCBI's taxonomy places the organism in Eukaryota, Metazoa, Arthropoda, Insecta, Coleoptera, Lampyridae. The record is from RefSeq and is a predicted model, not a curated record.